Messenger RNA from Nicotiana attenuata, 2011 nucleotides. RefSeq names its product transcription factor bHLH144. The coding region runs from base 822 to 1553 and encodes 243 amino acids. The record is from RefSeq and is a predicted model, not a curated record. Gene Ontology annotation, molecular function: protein dimerization activity. Lineage: Eukaryota; Viridiplantae; Streptophyta; Magnoliopsida; Solanales; Solanaceae. The transcript has 4 exons.
UCACUCACAUAUCCCAAUACCAAACCACGAGCCUCUUCUUCAACAUAUUCAUCACUCCACACACACACAUACACACACACACAAAUCAGAGACAUUACCUCCCUCUCCAGAAACUUUUUCCUAUUGCAGAGAAAAUCUAGUAAAGAUUUGGGUUUCAAAGAUCUUUUGAUAUUUUCUUCAUUUGGUGGCUUGGAUUGAAGACUAUAAUAUACUGAGCUGGACUGAACAACAUGCCGUGGGCGUUUUCUUCUUUGAGUUAUUGUGUGAAGUGUGUGCGCUUGGUGGUAUUCUUUCGCGUGAUUCUGUAACCGAUUUUACUUGAUAUCUAUUUUCCAUCUGUGAUAUUUCUUGAAACUAAAGUCCAUUUGGAGGGUGAGAAUGUACAUUGCAUUUACCUUGAAGAGAUACAGAGCAGUCAAGAAAGCUGGUGAGAUUAAAAUGCAUGCAGGGAGUGUUGCUUAUUGCCAAUUGAUGCUAGUUUGUCAGGCUGAAUAUUUCCGUCAGUUGCUUAAACCUGUAACGUAGUCUGGUCAAGUGAAAGCUUGGGGAGGUUUGGGAUUUGCUUGCUUCUUGUUGCUCUUAUUCAGCAAAAGCCUGGAUUGGCUGGUUUUCUUCAGUGUAUUAGAAAUCAGAAUGACCUCAUUAAGCACUGAAUGCUGAUUGGAACUGUCAGUGCAUUUUUACUACACGAAUACAGCUUGAAUACUUUUCUUUGUUUCGUCUUUGCCUUUCAUAACUCUUAGACAUUUUGAUAUUUAAGAUUUUCCAAUUGGAAAACGCAUUUCUAUUCCAGUUUACUUGGUUCUUUUGUCAUAGUACUCAUGCAGAGUAACUAUCAAUUUUCCCCUCAAAAGCCUUUUUUCUCUCCUGAAGACCAAGCAGGCGGUGGUAAUCUAUUGGAUAUUCCUUCUCCAUCAGUCUUCGGUACAAUGGCACUUCCUACUGGUUUCAACCCUUCUGUGCCUGUUCAUGGUUUCGAAUUUCAGUCCUCUGAGGCAUGUCCAAAGAAUUUCAUCAUCUUUGAUCAGACUGAUUAUCGAAGCCAGAUCAUGUUCCACCCUGCCAUGGCUUCCAAGUUUCCAUAUCCUGAUUUGAAUUUUAAUGCAACUUACUUCCAAGACAGCAUGGAGAGAAAAGUUGCAAAUAAUGAGAAUACAGAAGUUUCUUCAUAUCUGAAGGAAGAUUCAGCCGAUAUAAAUGCAUUACUCAGCUUUGAAGAGGAAGAACAUGAGGAAUAUGAUGAUGAAGAGGUGAGCACUGCACGCACCGAUGCAAACUAUGGAAACAGUUCCCCUGAAUCAUACUCUAACUAUGAUUGUCAAUCCAAAAAGAGCAGGACCACUUCUUUCAGGAAGUCCUCUGGCAGUACUAGCAAUUGCAGUGAGAAAAAACGCCGGAAACUUAAGAAGAUGGUUAAGGCAUUAAAGGGAAUUGUCCCUGGUUCCAGCAGGAUGAAUACUGUCAGUGUUCUUGAUGAAGCUGUGAGAUACCUCAAGUCACUCAAGGUGGAAGUGCAGAAGCUUGGAGUUGAAAAUUUGAAGACAUUUGCUUGAUCUCCUGUGUGCUAUGGGUAACUUUGCUCCAAUUCAGUCUUUCUAGACGUUGUUAUGAACUCUAGUUAUAUCUGUUGCCUAUGUGGAGAACUUAUGCGUUGUUUGCUACGCAGUAUUGUUCAGUUUCUGCUUUAGAGGUAAGGUAACUUAGUAUAUGGUCCUUUGUUUCACACUGCUGCUUCGGAGGGAAGGUAUCGCAGAAUAUGGUCCUUUGUCCGAUGAUAGGACGAGAAGUCGUUUAACAGUCUGCUGUAGUAGCUAGCUGCUCUUAUCUAAUUUCUCUUUCUAGCCUGUUUCCACUAGUUGCAAACUUUAUUAUGGUAUUUGAAUAAUUCUCCAAUAUGUCCACUUUCUGAAACUUUAAUCUAUAUUGGAGCUAUUUGUUAUUGUUUUAGUACGACUGAUGGUUUAAGAGAAAUGAUUUGUUUAAUAGAUAAUGGGGUGAUGAUUACACUUUA